This is a messenger RNA of Anopheles arabiensis, 3387 nucleotides long. RefSeq names its product zinc finger protein 845-like. Bases 345 to 2474 code for a protein of 709 amino acids. The record is from RefSeq and is a predicted model, not a curated record. Gene Ontology annotation, biological process: regulation of transcription by RNA polymerase II. Gene Ontology annotation, cellular component: nucleus. Lineage: Eukaryota; Metazoa; Arthropoda; Insecta; Diptera; Culicidae. The transcript is spliced from 4 exons. Gene Ontology annotation, molecular function: DNA-binding transcription factor activity, RNA polymerase II-specific; RNA polymerase II transcription regulatory region sequence-specific DNA binding; zinc ion binding.
UUUCAGCAGGCAGAAUUUUGCGAAGGUUCCAUAGCCCAAACUUGUUGUGUACAGCUGUAAACAUACGGCUGUCAAGCGAAAAAGCAAGAUGGCGCUUGUGCUUUGUUUUGAUCCAGUGGUGCACCAACCUUGAUGGUUAGCGGAGUUGUACGCAAACCGUGAACAUCGUGCAAGGAAACUAAAACAAAACCUGGCAAAACCUUGCUUCAGUCUCAAUUGAAUUAAGUUUAAAAUGCAAUAAGGCAAAAAGCGGAAAAGUGCAAACUACCCGCAAUGAGUAAUAUGUAGCGUGCCGAAAGAAAGAGUGCUGCAUCCUACCGAACUGUCCGUUGUCGUUGGUUAAAAUGGACACUGGAAGAGUGGAGCCGGAGCCGGUUAGCUGCGAUCAAUGCCUGCUGUGUCAGUUAAACAGUACCGAUCGAAAUUUGGUAACCGAGCGACUCGACACCGGCCAAGGCACCGUAGCGGAUGUUAUCUGUAAACAUUUUUGGCUUUCGGCAACGACAUGCACAGGCCGAUACAUCUGCACCACCUGCUGGGAUGUGACGUAUUCGUUUCAUAAAUUCUACCUCGAAGUGGAACGGUUGCAUUCGGCCGCGGUUAAGCAAGAGCCACCAGCUGCACCAGCCCAACCAAAGCAGCAAUCGGACACAACGAACGCUGACCAGCUCGUCUGGCUGAACGAGGGCAGCACGCUCAUCACGAGCGUGAACGAAGUUUUCGUGAAGGAGAGCUUACCAGAAAGCGACGAUGAACCGGCCGAAGAGGACGAAGAAUCCGACGAGGAUGCAAACAUUCCUUUGGCAACGCUCAAGCAGGCAGCGAAACCGUCCGCCACGAAACCGCUCGUAUCUCUGCAGCAGGAUGACGACGGCACGACAGGAAACGCUCCAUUCCCCGGGGUAGGAUUGUCCUUGUGCCGCAUUAGCGGCAGUUCGCUGGAGCUGCUUUGCCACGACUGCUACCGGAAGUCGAACAAUGCGAACAGCAGCGAGCGAAGCAAGGAGGGAGCGCGCUUUACCUUUGCCGCAUUGCUGAAACACUACCGGCAGGUACACGGCAAGCCGGGGUACGCGGUGUGCUGCAAUCGAAAGUACACGCGGCGACGGUCGCUCAAGAUGCACCUGCAGACGCACGGCCGGAAGCUGGUGUACCGGUGCGUGCCGUGCGGCAUCAAGUUCCGCAAGCAGGAGUCGCUGGACGAGCACAACCUGCUGAUACACACGUCGGAGGAGGAGAAGCGGUACCGGUGCGACAAGUGCGACAAAGCGUUCGCCACGGAGCAUCUGCUCAACUCGCACGGCCUGUGGCACGAAAAUGUGGCCAGAAAAAACAUCACCUGCAGCGUGUGCAACAUAUUCUUCACCAGCCAACCGUCGCUGAAAAAGCAUCGCGCCCUGCACCACCCUUCGAUGGAGAGCAGCGAUGUGAGCGUACCCUCGACCAACGGCAGCACUGCAGAGGCGGUCGACGAUGAAAAAUUGGUCGCCUCGCAGUAUCGUACCCGCAUUUCGGCCACGGAAAUCGGCGAACAGGAGAAGCUGAUCAGGCGCCACUGUCUGCUGCACUGCAGCCGGUGCGCCUUCUUCGGCGAAAGCUUCACCCAGCUCAAGGAGCACGCGGCCGAGGCGCACGGGCUGCGCAGCUGCGACGUCGUGUGCUGCGAGCGCACGUACAGCAAGCGGCAGUCGCUGUACGAGCACUGUCUGGUGCACGAGAAUCCCGACUGCUUCCGGUGCGACGUGUGUGGCAAGAGCUACUCCAGCAGCCGGAGCCUGCAAAACCACAGGUGGCGCAUACACACGCCCGCGGCCGAGCGCCCGUUUCGCUGCGACGUCUGCGGCGAAACGUUCGUGAAGGAUUACCUGCUCAAGCAGCAUCUCGUGCAUCAUUUGGCGAAGCACAAAAAGCUAAACCACUGCGACGUGUGCGAGCGUUCGUUCACGACCGCGACGGUGCUCAAGUGCCACCAGCAGACGUACCAUGGCGGCGGCUUCGCCCUGAUCUGUGAUAUCUGCGCGAAGGGUUUCAACAGCCGGGCGCUAUUCGAAAACCAUCGCCUGACGCACUCGGUGGAAGGCAAGUCGCAGCUGAAGCAUCAGUGCGAACAGUGUAAGAAAUGGUUGCGCAACAAAAAAUCCUACCAGCAGCAUCGCAUACGCUGCCACACGAACGACGGUCCGGUGACGUGCAAGUUCUGCGGCAAGGAGUCGGUGAACGCGAGCGCCCUCAAGUCGCACGUGCAUCUGCAUCACGCGGCCCGGCCCGAAUACCCCUGCACGCUGUGCGACAAACGGUUCAAGACGGCACUGCGGCUGCGGGAGCACGAGGCGACGCACACGGGCACGGCCCUGUACCGGUGUCCCUGGUGUCCGCGCACGUUCGCCUGCGGCUCGAACAUGUACAAGCACAAAAAGGCGGGCCACCCGCUCGAGUGGGCUGCCUCGGUGAAGCAACGGUUCGGCGAGCGAUGAGUGCAGCGGCACUGGGCUACGCAAAGGCUGGACAACCCGCGAUUGCAAUUGGUUGCCGGUGAGCGUUUGGAGCGUUUCUACGAGUCGGUCGGGAACAGAGUAUUGGUAAGAUUGUAACAGGUCUGCACGAAAGGGAGGGCAAUGAUGCAAUUUUAGGAUUACAUUAAUUAAAUUAUUAAAUACUCCAAUGAUUGAAUUCCGGUGUUAGUGGUAACGUAAGUAUUGUUUAUUUAGGUUUUAUAGAAAUUUGGUUGGUUAGCAAAUCUGAACAAAAACGAUCAAAAUGCACAAUAUUUCAAAAAAAAAAUACAGAUUUUUGUUACAUAAGAAAGAACCUUUCCAAAAGAGGUUUGUUUGUCAAAACUUCAACACUCCAUACUACUGUAACUGUUUCAUCAAAGCAGUUUCUUACUGCUAAGCUCAUUAUACUCAAUUGGAAAUAUGGAAAAUCUCUACAUGUUUUUGGCGCCUCACCCUCAGAACGAUAAACAAGUUCGUGCGGCUUUCAAGCGAAAAUGCAAGCUUUAUUGUGACAAUUUGGCAAUACAUUCAACGGUCAAAGUAUUUUCUUUCGCAAAAAAAAAACUUGUUUCCUUUCUUUUUGGUAAUCUACGAUUUUCAUCGUGAAUCCUAGGCUACUCAGUGAACCCUGGAUGGUACAAACCAUCCAUUUUCAGUGUUUCCUAAAACUCUUUUCAUCGCUUGUGUAAAACGGGGUUCGUCGCUUGUUGCCCAAUUCCCAUAUAAAACGCAGUUCUCUACCUUUUGAACCGUUUUGCUUGCUUUUAAUCGAUGGGAAAUUUCUGGCUAAUAUACUUGAAAUGUGUCUUGAAGUGUGUCUAGUGUAGGCGCUUCGAUAUAUUUCUCCAUAUUUUAAAUAGUGAAUAGCUCCCUGCCAAAAUACACUUUUUGU